UCACUCCCACCACACCGACGGUGGGUCUCUAAACGUUGCGUCAAGUAGCAGCGCACGCCUCCGCCUCCGCCUCCGCCUCAACCUCCGCCCAUCCACUUCACUCCUCGUCGCCUAGGGUUUCCUUUCGACUUCUCUCGAGCUGGCUUAGAUCUCCAGGCUCUUCCUCCAGCGCCCGGUGUUGCCGAAGCGGCACGAGGGAGAUGUCUUCUUCGAGAAGGGCGCCGGAUCAGCCGGCUCGCGGGCGGCUACUGCGGACGCAGACGGCGGGGAACCUUGGGGAGUCGAUCUUUGACAGUGAGGUUGUGCCGUCAUCACUCGUCGAGAUCGCGCCCAUCCUUCGAGUCGCCAACGAAGUCGAGUCCCAGAACCCCCGUGUUGCUUAUCUUUGCCGGUUCUAUGCUUUUGAGAAAGCUCACCGUUUGGAUCCUACUUCGAGUGGGCGUGGCGUUCGUCAAUUUAAGACUGCACUUCUGCAGAGGUUAGAAAGGGAAAAUGAUCCUACUUUGAAGGGAAGAGUCCAAAGAAGUGAUACACGGGAGAUGCAGAGCUUCUACAGAGAUUAUUAUAAGAAGUAUAUCCAAGCACUCCAAAGUGCUGCUGAUAAAGCUGACCGUGCUCAACUUACCAAAGCAUAUCAAACUGCUGCUGUCUUGUUUGAGGUCUUAAAAGCUGUUAACCAGACACAAGCUCUUGAAGUUGAACCUGAGAUAUUAGAAACUCAUAAUGAGAUUGAGGAGAAUAUCAAGACUCUUGGUCCAUACAAUAUCCUUCCUCUCGAUCCAGAUAGUGCAAAUCAAGCUAUCAUGCGUUAUCCUGAGAUUCAAGCAGCUGUAAAUGCCCUUAGAAACAUAAGGGGACUUCCAUGGCCUAAGGGCCACAAUAAGAAACCUAAUGAAGAUCUUUUAGAUUGGCUUCAGAUUAUGUUUGGAUUUCAGGAGGAUAAUGUCUCUAAUCAAAGGGAACACCUAAUUUUGUUACUUGCAAAUGUCCACAUACGUCAAAUUCCAAAGCCUGACCAACAACCCAAGUUGGAUGAACGUGCAUUGACGGAAGUAAUGAAGAAACUGUUUAAGAACUAUAAGAAGUGGUGCAAGUACUUAAAUCGGAAGAGUAGUCUAUGGUUGCCAACCAUCCAACAGGAAGUGCAACAGCGAAAGCUUCUAUAUAUGGGUCUCUAUCUUCUUAUUUGGGGGGAAGCUGCAAACUUGAGAUUUAUGCCAGAAUGCCUUUGCUACAUCUAUCAUCAUAUGGCUUUUGAGCUAUAUGGAAUGUUAGCUGGCAAUGUCAGCCCAAUGACAGGUGAAAAUAUAAAGCCAGCAUAUGGCGGUGACAAUGAAGCCUUCCUGAAAAAAGUUGUAACUCCAAUUUAUCAUACUAUAGCAAAGGAAGCUGAGCGGAGCAAGAGAGAAAAAUCAAAACAUUCACAAUGGAGGAAUUAUGAUGAUUUAAAUGAAUAUUUUUGGUCUGUCGAUUGCUUCCGGUUAGGCUGGCCUAUGAGAGCUGAUGCUGAUUUCUUUUGCCAGUCUCCAGAAUCAAUGCAUCAUAAGAAAAAUGAAGACAACAAUCAGUCAAGUUCAGAUCGUUGGAUUGGAAAGAUUAAUUUUGUUGAAAUACGGUCAUUUUGGCAUAUUUUCCGAAGUUUUGAUAGAAUGUGGAUCUUCUUUAUUUUAUGCCUACAGGCCAUGACUGUAAUUGCUUGGAAUGAUGGUUCACCAAGUGCUAUUUUUGAUGCUGAAGUAUUUAAGAAGGUCUUGAGCAUAUUCAUAACGGCUGCAAUAAUGAAGCUGGGUCAAGCUGUCCUUGAUGUAAUCUUUAGCUGGAAAGCAAGGAGGAGGAUGUCUUUUCCUGUUAAGCUGAGAUAUAUUUUAAAGGUCAUUUCGGCAGCUGCUUGGGUGAUAAUAUUAUCUGUAACUUAUGCAUAUUCUUGGAAAAAUCCCACCGGCUUAGCCAGAACUAUCAAAAGUUGGCUUGGAGAUGGGCAGAAUCAGCCUUCACUCUACAUUUUGGCUGUUGUCAUUUAUCUAUCACCAAAUAUUCUUGCUGCGUUGUUAUUUUUAUUUCCAUUCCUCAGACGAUUUCUUGAGAGGUCGAACUAUAAGAUAAUUACACUCAUGAUGUGGUGGUCUCAGCCUCGUCUUUAUGUUGGAAGGGGGAUGCAUGAGAGCUCAUGGUCACUUUUCAAGUAUACCAUGUUCUGGGUGCUUCUUAUAGUUACAAAGUUGGCCUUUAGUUACUAUAUUGAGAUCAAGCCUCUUGUAAAUCCAACAAAAGAUAUCAUGCGUGAACGGAUAACAACAUUUAAAUGGCAUGAAUUUUUCCCUAAAGCCAAUAACAACAUCGGUGUAGUGAUUGCGCUGUGGGCUCCAAUUAUUCUUGUUUACUUCAUGGAUACUCAGAUUUGGUAUGCAAUUUUUUCAACAUUGAUUGGUGGUAUAUAUGGAGCUUGCCGACGUCUUGGAGAGAUUCGCACAUUAGGAAUGUUAAGAUCAAGGUUUCGAUCCCUUCCUGGUGCCUUUAAUUCCCGCUUGAUUCCACCUGAAAAAUCUGAGGCAAGCAAAAGGAAGGGUUUUCGGGCUUCUUUAUCUAGCAAGAUUGAGGAGUCACCGGCUAGUGGUAGCAAGGACUCAGCAAGAUUUGCUCAAAUGUGGAAUAAAAUAAUCACCAGUUUUCGAGAUGAAGAUCUAAUAAGCAAUAAGGAAAUGGAUUUGUUGCUUGUUCCAUAUACAGCUGACCGGGAUCUGAAUGAUCUGAAUAUUGUCCAGUGGCCUCCUUUCUUACUCGCUAGCAAGAUCCCAAUAGCACUUGACAUGGCAAAAGAUAGCUAUGGAAAAGAUAGUGAACUGAAGAAGAGAAUUACUGGAGAUACUUAUAUGAAUUGUGCUGUUAAAGAGUGCUAUGCAUCAUUUAAGAGCAUCAUUAACGGUUUAGUUGAUGAUGAUUCUCGUGAAAAAGAGGUUGUAAACAAUAUUUUCUCCAAGGUUGAUGAACUUGUACAUGAGGGAAGACUGCAAGAGCUGAACAUGAGUCAUCUUCCCAGUCUGUGCAACAAAUUUAUUGAGUUGAUUAAGUUUCUGAUGACUAAUAAUGAGGCCGACAGAGACCAGGUUAUUAUUCUUUUUCAAGACAUGCUUGAGGUGGUGACAAGGGAUAUUAUGGAAGAUGACCUUCCCGGCUAUCUGGACUCCAACCAUGGUGGGCCAUAUAGGAGGCAUGAGGGAAUUACACCCUUGGACCAACAAGUUCAGUUAUUUGCAAAAGCUGGAACUAUCAAAUUUCCUUUACCAAAAUCAGAUGCUUGGACAGAAAAGAUCAAGCGGCUGCAUCUAUUGCUUACUGUGAAGGAAUCUGGAUCGGAUGUGCCGGCUAACAUAGAUGCAAAAAGGCGAAUCUCCUUCUUCUGCAACUCUUUGUUUAUGAAUAUGCCCAAUGCACCCAAAGUCCGUAACAUGUUGGCAUUUUCCGUCUUGACCCCCUAUUAUAAGGAGGAUGUUCUUUUCUCCCUAAAGGGGAUUGAGGAGCCGAAUGAGGAUGGUGUUUCCAUUCUUUUUUACCUGCAGAAAAUUUAUCCAGAUGAAUGGACUAAUUUUCUGGAGCGAGUUGGGUGCAAGACAGAAGAAGAACUUCGUGAGAGGUAUGAUGAAUUUGAAGAGGAACUACGACUUUGGGCAUCAUAUCGGGGCCAGACUUUGACGAGGACUGUUAGAGGUAUGAUGUAUUACCGGAAAGCUUUGGAACUUCAAGCUUUUCUGGACAUGGCCAAAGAUGAAGAUCUUAUGGAUGGUUAUAAAGCCAUCGAAUUAACAUCUGAGGAGAACUCAAAAGUUGGAAGGUCUCUAUGGGCACAAUGCCAAGCUGUGGCUGAUAUGAAGUUUACUUAUGUGGUCUCCUGCCAGCAAUAUGGAAUUCAGAAGCGUUCAGGCGACUCUCGUGCUCAGGAUAUUCUAAGACUCAUGACCACGUAUCCAUCUCUUCGUGUUGCUUAUAUUGAUGAGGUUGAAGAACCUAGCACUGAUAGAAAUAAAAAAAAUGAGAAGGUUUAUUAUUCUGCAUUGGUUAAGGCUUCUUUAGCCAAGGCUGGUGAUUCUACAGAGCCAGUGCAGAAUCUUGACCAGGUAAUUUAUCGCAUAAAACUUCCUGGUCCUGCCAUCUUAGGUGAAGGGAAGCCAGAAAAUCAAAAUCAUGCCAUUAUUUUUACACGUGGUGAAGGUUUACAAACUAUAGAUAUGAACCAGGAACACUAUCUGGAGGAGGCACUGAAAAUGAGAAAUUUAAUGCAAGAAUUUCUAAAGAAACAUGAUGGUGUAAGGUAUCCAUCAAUACUUGGAGUCAGGGAGCAUAUAUUUACUGGGAGUGUUUCUUCUCUCGCUUGGUUUAUGUCAAAUCAGGAGACUAGCUUCGUGACUAUUGGACAGCGUGUACUUGCCAAUCCUUUGAGGGUUCGAUUUCAUUAUGGCCAUCCGGAUGUCUUCGAUAGACUUUUCCAUCUAACCCGGGGUGGUGUAAGCAAGGCUUCCAAGAUUAUCAAUUUGAGUGAAGAUAUAUUUGCAGGUUUCAACUCCACACUUCGUGAAGGCAAUGUUACACAUCAUGAAUACAUGCAAGUUGGUAAGGGGAGAGACGUGGGUCUUAACCAGAUCUCACUAUUCGAGGCAAAGAUUGCAAAUGGAAAUGGAGAACAGACAUUGAGUCGUGACAUAUACAGGCUUGGUCACCGUUUUGAUUUCUUUAGAAUGUUGUCAUGUUACUUCACCACUGUUGGUUUCUACUUCAGUACACUGGUAACUGUGUUAACCGUGUAUGUAUUUCUUUAUGGCCGGUUAUAUCUUGUUCUCAGUGGGCUUGAUGAAGCACUAGCCACUGGAAGAAAAUUCAUGCACAACCAGCCUCUUCAAGUUGCUCUUGCUUCCCAGUCCUUUGUGCAACUUGGAUUUCUAAUGGCUCUGCCUAUGGUGAUGGAAAGUGGUCUGGAAAGAGGAUUCCGCAAUGCACUUAGUGAAUUCAUACUUAUGCAGUUACAGUUGGCUUCCGUGUUCUUUACUUUUUUGCUGGGGACCAAGACACACUAUUAUGGGAGGACAUUGCUCCAUGGUGGUGCAGAAUACAGAGCUACAGGGCGUGGCUUUGUUGUCUUCCAUGCAAAGUUUGCUGAUAAUUAUAGGUUAUAUUCACGUAGCCAUUUUGUUAAGGGUCUAGAAUUGCUGAUUUUGCUUGUUGUAUACGAGAUCUUUGGGCAAUCUUACAGAGGUCCAGUGGCAUACAUUUUUAUCACUGCUUCUAUGUGGUUUAUGGUUGGCACCUGGCUAUUCUCCCCUUUCCUAUUUAAUCCUUCAGGAUUUGAGUGGCAAAAGAUUGUUGAUGAUUGGACAGAUUGGAAUAAAUGGAUUAGUAACCGUGGGGGAAUUGGUGUGCUACCAGAGAAGAGCUGGGAAUCAUGGUGGGAGAAGGAGCAAGAACAUCUUAGGUACACUGGGAAGCGUGGUAUCAUUGCCGAAAUAGUGCUCGCCUUACGCUUUCUAAUCUACCAAUAUGGUCUUGUCUAUCACUUGAAUAUAACAAAACAUACCAGAAGUGUGCUGGUUUAUGGUAUCUCAUGGCUUGUGAUCUUGGGGAUAUUGUUCAUCAUGAAGGCCGUGUCGGUAGGGAGGCGAAGAUUCAGUGCGGAGUUUCAGCUUGUGUUCCGGUUGAUAAAGGGGCUUAUCUUCAUAGCCUUUGUCUCCGUUCUGAUCAUAUUGAUAGCUAUCGCGCACAUGACGGUUCAAGAUAUACUUGUUUGCUUCCUUGCCUUCAUGCCUACUGGAUGGAGUUUGCUUCUGAUUGCACAAGCUUGUAAACCUCUUGUCCCUUCCAACUUCUGGGGAUCGAUUAAGGCACUUGCACGAGGCUACGAAAUCAUCAUGGGUCUGCUCCUGUUCACUCCGAUCGCGUUCUUAGCUUGGUUCCCAUUUGUCUCUGAGUUCCAGACAAGGAUGCUGUUCAACCAGGCGUUCAGUAGAGGUCUGCAGAUUUCCCGCAUUCUCGGAGGGCCCAAGAAGGAUCGGUCAUCGAAGAACAAGGAGUAGACCUUCGCUUGGAAGACCAUUCUCUUUUGUGAUCUUCAAAGCUUAUUCGACUUGAGCUGGUGUCUAACUCAUGACAUGUAUCUAUCAGUCGUUUGCAAUCGUGUUUUAGCGAUAGAUUAGGAUUAUGGUUUUGUUGUGACGAUGCCAGGAGUUACUGUGAUGUGCAUAGGGCUCAUUCUCAGAUACGUAAUAGUUCUGUUGAUAGAGGCCUCCAUACGGCCCAAUUUCUGCUGAA
Musa acuminata AAA Group (dessert banana) is the source of this 6294-nucleotide messenger RNA. Its product is annotated as callose synthase 3-like. Gene Ontology annotation, molecular function: 1,3-beta-D-glucan synthase activity. The transcript is spliced from 43 exons. Gene Ontology annotation, biological process: (1->3)-beta-D-glucan biosynthetic process. NCBI's taxonomy places the organism in Eukaryota, Viridiplantae, Streptophyta, Magnoliopsida, Zingiberales, Musaceae. The record is from RefSeq and is a predicted model, not a curated record. Gene Ontology annotation, cellular component: 1,3-beta-D-glucan synthase complex; plasma membrane. The coding region runs from base 201 to 6059 and encodes 1952 amino acids.